Molecule: messenger RNA, 5852 nt
Organism: Apodemus sylvaticus (European woodmouse)
Lineage: Eukaryota; Metazoa; Chordata; Mammalia; Rodentia; Muridae
Gene: Tbc1d9
Product: TBC1 domain family member 9
Exons: 21
Coding region: 732-4526 (1264 amino acids)
Molecular function (GO): calcium ion binding
Source: RefSeq, a predicted model, not a curated record
CCAGGGAUGCAGGAAACAAAAACAUUGCCAACCAUUGGCUGGGUCCACCUUGGACCCCUGGCUCUAGAGCCAGGUCUGGAACCUGGGAACACACGUUUCCGGGGCAGGGGUGGCGCUGUCCCGCCGAGCGUCAGCCUUGAAUACACACGCCACACGCAGGCUCCGCGAGCAGGGCAGCUUCCUCCCCGCUGGGAUGGGCGUGGGGCCCUGCGCUCCGCACACAGUCCCCACCGGGCUCGCGAGAAGCCACCCGCAGUCACCCGGGCUCGCGGCGACUGAGCCGCGCUGUCGUCAUUCAUUCGCAGUGCCCGGAGCGUCCUUCCAGCUCGCUUCCCCGAUGCGCGGUGUCCAAGAGCGGUGAUCUCGGGUUCCGCAGCUGGAGAUCACGGCGCCCUAGGGGCUCGGAUUCCCGCACAAGCUCGCCCUUGAACGAAGCCGCGCCCGGAGACCGAGCCCCGCCGCUUGUUCGCCCCGCUGUGGGCCGGGCCAAGCUGGGAGGCUGUGCGCUUGGCGAGCGCGGCAACGCGGGGAGGAUGCUACUUGCUCGGUCCCGAUCCCUGUUGUCGUUCCCGGCUGCCCGCUGGGUCUUUGUCGCGGGCCGGGAGCCACGGGCUGCAGCCUGCUGAAGGCCAUCGCGGCCCCGCACCCACGGCCGGGCAGGCGCGCGUGUGCCCGGGAGAGCGCGCCAGUGUGCGGGCCUCUUUGUGCGACUGCCCGCGGCCACCGGGACCAUGUGGGUGAACCCCGAGGAGGUGCUGCUGGCCAACGCGCUGUGGAUCACCGAGAGAGCCAACCCCUACUUCAUUCUGCAGAGAAGGAAGGGCCACGGGGGCGACGGGGGCGGCGGCGGCGGAUUGGCGGGCCUCCUCGUGGGUACCCUCGAUGUGGUAUUGGACUCCAGUGCCCGUGUCGCACCGUACCGAAUCCUUUAUCAGACUCCAGACUCUCUAGUCUAUUGGACCAUUGCCUGUGGUGGCUCCAGGAAGGAGGUGACUGAGCACUGGGAAUGGCUCGAACAGAAUCUGCUGCAGACUCUCUCCAUCUUUGAGAAUGAGAAUGACGUCACCACAUUUGUAAGAGGAAAAAUCCAGGGCAUCAUUGCAGAGUAUAACAAAAUCAACGAUGUGAAAGAAGAUGAGGAUACAGAGAAGUUUAAGGAGGCCAUCGUGAAGUUCCACAGGCUGUUCGGAAUGCCUGAAGAAGAGAAACUUGUCAACUACUACUCAUGUAGCUACUGGAAGGGGAAGGUCCCCCGGCAGGGCUGGGUAUACCUGAGCAUCAACCACCUCUGCUUUUCCUCCUUCCUGAUGGGGAGGGAAGCCAAGCUGGUGAUCCGGUGGGUAGACAUCACUCAGCUGGAGAAGAAUGCCACGCUGCUUCUGCCGGAUGUGAUCAAAGUGAGCACCAGGUCCAGUGAGCACUUCUUCUCCGUGUUCCUCAGCAUCAACGAGACGUUCAAGCUGAUGGAACAGCUCGCCAACAUAGCCAUGAGGCAGCUCCUGGACAACGAAGGGUUUGAACAAGACCGGUCCCUGCCAAAACUCAAGAAGAAGUCGCCCAAAAAAGUGUCCGCUCUGAAACGUGAUCUGGAUGCCAGGGCGAAGAGCGAGCGAUACCGCGCCCUUUUCCGGCUGCCCAAAGAUGAAAAGCUAGACGGACACACGGACUGUACCCUCUGGACUCCGUUUAACAAGAUGCACAUUUUGGGUCAGAUGUUUGUCUCCACUAACUACAUCUGCUUUACCAGCAAGGAGGAAAACCUCUGCAGCCUCAUAAUUCCACUCCGCGAAGUAACCAUCGUGGAAAAGGCCGACAGCUGCAGCGUGCUCCCCAGCCCUCUGUCCAUCAGCACCAGGAACAGAAUGACUUUCCUGUUCGCCAACUUGAAAGACAGAGAUUUUCUGGUGCAAAGGAUCUCAGAUUUCUUGCAGCAAACGACUUCUAGAAUCUACUCAGACAAAGAGUUUUCGGGAAGCUGCAACAGCUCAGAUGAUGAGGUGUAUUCCCGGCCGAGCAGCCUCGUCUCCUCCAGUCCCCAGAGAAGCACAAGCUCAGAUGCUGAUGGAGAACGUCCCUUUAACCUCAAUGGUAACAGUGUCCCUACAGCCACCCAGACCCUCAUGACCAUGUACCGGCGGCGAUCUCCCGAGGAAUUCAAUCCGAAACUGGCCAAAGAGUUUUUGAAAGAACAAGCCUGGAAGAUUCACUUUGCUGAGUAUGGGCAGGGGAUCUGCAUGUACCGCACAGAGAAGACCCGGGAGCUGGUACUGAAGGGCAUCCCAGAGAGCAUGCGCGGCGAGCUCUGGCUGCUGCUUUCAGGCGCCAUCAACGAGAAGGCCACACACCCCGGGUACUACGAGGACCUUGUGGAGAAGUCCAUGGGCAGGUACAAUCUCGCCACCGAGGAGAUCGAGAGAGACUUACACCGCUCCCUUCCAGAACACCCAGCUUUCCAGAACGAAAUGGGUAUCGCAGCUCUGAGGAGAGUCUUAACGGCUUACGCUUUUCGCAAUCCCAACAUAGGCUAUUGCCAGGCCAUGAACAUUGUCACUUCAGUGCUACUGCUUUAUGCCAAAGAGGAGGAGGCCUUCUGGCUACUUGUGGCCUUGUGCGAGCGCAUGCUCCCCGAUUACUACAACACCAGGGUUGUAGGUGCUCUGGUGGACCAGGGAGUCUUCGAGGAGCUGGCGCGAGACUAUGUCCCACAGCUGUAUGACUGCAUGCAGGACCUGGGGGUGAUCUCUACCAUCUCCCUGUCGUGGUUCCUCACGCUCUUCCUCAGUGUGAUGCCGUUUGAGAGUGCAGUGGUGGUCGUGGACUGUUUCUUCUAUGAAGGAAUCAAAGUGAUAUUCCAGCUGGCCCUCGCUGUGCUGGACGCCAACGUGGAUAAACUCUUAAACUGCAAAGACGAUGGAGAAGCUAUGACUGUCUUGGGAAGGUACUUAGACAGCGUGACCAACAAAGACAGCACACUGCCUCCUAUCCCUCACCUCCACUCCCUGCUCAGUGAUGACGUGGGGCCCUACCCUGCCGUGGACAUCUUCAGACUCAUAGGAACAUCCUACGAGAAAUUUGGAACUAUCCGGGCAGAUUUGAUUGAGCAGAUGAGAUUCAAGCAGAGGCUGAAGGUGAUUCAGACCCUGGAGGACACCACCAAACGCAAUGUGGUACGGACCAUUGUGACGGAGACCUCCUUUACCAUUGAUGAGCUGGAAGAACUGUACGCUCUCUUCAAGGCUGAGCAUCUGACCAGCUGCUACUGGGGCGGGAGCAGCAAUGCCCUGGACCGGCACGACCCCAGCCUGCCUUACCUGGAGCAGUACCGCAUCGACUUUGAGCAGUUCAAGGGCAUGUUCGUGCUGCUCUUUCCCUGGGCCUGUGGCACUCACUCCGAGGUGCUGGCCUCCCGCCUGUUCCAGCUCUUAGAUGAGAAUGGAGACUCCCUGAUUAACUUCCGGGAGUUCGUCUCUGGGCUGAGUGCUGCAUGCCACGGGGACCUCACAGAGAAACUCAAACUCCUGUACAAAAUGCAUGUCUUGCCUGAGCCAUCCUGCGAUCAAGAUGAACCUGACUCUGCCUUUGAAGCGACCCAGUACUUUUUUGAAGACAUCACGCCAGAAUGCACACAUGUUGUUGGCUUGGACAGUAGAAGCAAGCAGAGCACAGAAGACGGCUUCGUCACAGUGAGUCUGAAGCAGGACAGAGGGAAAAGGGCAAACUCUCAAGAAAACCGUAAUUAUCUAAAACUCUGGACUGCAGAAAAUAAGUCUAAGUCAAAAAACGCCAAGGAUUUGCCCAAGUUGAAUCAGGGCCAGUUCAUCGAGCUCUGUAAGACCAUGUACAACAUGUUCAGCGAAGACCCCAAUGAGCAGGAGCUGUACCACGCCACAGCCGCGGUGACCAGCCUCCUGUUGGAGAUCGGAGAGGUCGGCAAGUUCUUCAUCACUCAGCCCGCCAAGGAAGAUGCAGUUUCCGGACCACCCUGCGGCCAGGCCAUCUCAGGCAUGCUCUUCCCUAAGAAGGUGUCCAGCCAGCCCUAUGUGGUGGAAUCCGCAGAGCCACUCCCAGCUAGCCUGGCAGUCGACAGUGAGGAGCACUCCCUGGGAGGGCAGAUGGAGGACAUUAAGCUGGAAGACUCCUCACCCAGGGACAACGGGGCCUGCUCCUCCAUGCUGAUCUCCGACGAUGACACCAAGGACGAUAGUUCCAUGUCAUCCUACUCGGUGCUGAGCGCCGGCUCCCACGAGGAGGACAAACUGCACUGUGAGGACAUCGGGGAGGACACAGUCCUGGUGCGCAGCAGUCAGGGUAGAGCCACCCUGCCCAGGAGCAGCAGCCUGGACCGGGACUGGGCCAUCACCUUUGAGCAGUUCCUAGCCUCGCUCUUGACGGAGCCUGCUCUCGUGAAGUACUUCGACAAGCCAGUGUGCAUGAUGGCCAGGGUCACCAGCGCAAAGAACAUCCGUAUGAUGGGCAAGCCCCUCACCUCCGCCAGUGACUAUGAAAUCUCCGCCCUGUCAGGCUGAUGCGCGAAGGGAAGCCAAGAAGUUUUUACGUUCGUCUGUGUUGGGGGGUGGGGAGGGCUCUCUUUCCUUUUAAAUUAAAUAUUUAUUAGUACCUGGCUUAAAAAGCCUAGUGCUUUCAUAAUGUAAUUCAAUGAAAAAAUGGUGAGAGGUAAAUGCCCCAAAGUAAGGCACUGACAGUCUGCCUGUGAGGCAUGGCUACCAGAACCUAGUUUAUUCAGUGAUUUCCCCCCAAAGACCAACCUGUCAGUGAAAUGUGUAUUAUAACCUAGUACUCUCGCUGUAUCCAUAGUAAGAAAAUAGCUCUGUUCGAUGCUGAUAAAGACAGCUAUGCUCUGAGGUAAAGUUAGACCUAGGAGGAAGAUGGAGUAUCGCGAACCAGACUAUAGAAGGAAGGAGGAUUGUCGGCUGGGGUAAAUCUCCAAGGACUUUAGUGAGACUUAAAACUAUUUUUUAAGAUUUGAAAUAUAUUUCGUAAAAAUCCUCUAUCCAAAAAUCAUAUUCUGCGCUGGUCCCCCUUCAAGGGGGACACAUUCGGGUUUCAGGUAGUUAUGAAAAUAUAAAUGAUUUUGCACGGUGCUAGAAUGACAUAUUUGAUCAGUGUGGACAUCGACGACUUGCUCUGACUAUAUGUCAGGUGUCCCGGGGGAGAUGUGAUCCAUCUGAGAACCCAAAUGCUGUGGCAAAGAGGUCCCAGGACACGGGAUCCAGCUUUUGCUUCAGGUUUUAUUUCUGAAGGACCAGAAGUCCUGGUGCCUCUCAUAUCGGGUCUUUAGAUUCUCGUUACUCAUUGAAAAUAGGGCAAAAUAAUAUAAUAAAUGAAACAAUGAUCUUCACCACCUCAAUACUUUCUGUAGAGUCAAGAAAUUAUAUCAUGUAUCACAGAUGACCAACUUCCCACUAAGUCGCUACAGAGGUUGCGUUCGCAGCUAAGGGACUCUGCAAGAUGACAUAACUAGACGUUUAGAACAGAGCCUGUCACUUUUUAUUACAGAAUGGAAUGUUCUGGCUCCUGGAGGGGUGUGGACAUCAAGACGGCACGCCUGCACUUUGAAUCCUUAUUUCUGUUUACUGCUGUUAACUUGUUUGUUGCAGAUGCUGGGAGACUUUCCGGCUCCCGGCCUCAUAGUCAUGUUCACGGUCCCCCUGCCUGUCCUCAUGUUGCUUCCCAACACUGUCCUCUUUAUUACAUACCCAGUCCUUUCUUUAGCUGUCCCAGCUGUGAUUUUUUUUUAAUUUUAUUUACAGAAUGAUUUUUAAACUGUCAAAUGGAGUAGUUAUGGACCUCAACUAGGAUCAAUGUGACCAAAUAAAAUACUUCAGAUAUGG